AUGAUGCGUCGGAGAUUCUUUUCCACUCUCCGACAACUCCAACAUGACAAUCCGCUGGGCCUCCCGCGCUCCGGCACGCCGCCAUCCUUCCCGCGCCGUCGUGGCCUGCCUGAGAAAAGGAAGAUUCGCGAUGUGAACAAGGUGAUAGCGGUCUCGUCUGCUAAAGGCGGGGUCGGUAAAUCGACAAUUGCUGGUAGGGUCCGUUUGCUGAGGAACCCUUUGCUCUACGCCGCGUUCUUCGAUGGGGAUAGGACCCGAAUGCUAAUGGUUGCAUUGGCAGUGAAUAUUGCAUUGGCGCUUGCCAGGCGUGGAAUUCGCACUGGCAUUCUUGACACGGAUAUUUUUGGGCCUUCGAUACCCACGCUAUUGAAUCUCUCUGGAGAGCCGCGGCUUGACGAUAAGAACUGCCUUGUUCCUCUCACGAAUUAUGGCCUCAAAUCCAUGUCCAUGGGCUAUCUUCUCCCUCCACCACCCCCAGAGUCAACAAUCACCACCUCCGAUCCCAACAUACCGCCCAUGGACACAACCCCUAUCUCUUGGCGAGGACUUAUGGUAUCAAAAGCGAUGAACCAGCUACUCCACUCCGUUUCAUGGGGCCCACUGGACGUGCUCAUCCUCGACUUACCUCCCGGAACGGGAGACGUGCAACUGACCAUUAAUCAAGAAAUCGUAGUGGACGGCGCAGUGAUUGUGUCUACACCACAAGAUAUCGCACUUAGGGACGCUGUCAGGGGUUACGGCCUUUUCGAGAAGAUGAACGUGCCCGUUUUAGGUAUGGUGAGGAACAUGGCCUUUUUCGCCUGUCCGCAUUGCGGUAAGCAGACGAGAAUAUUCUCUCGAGGCUCAGAUCCUAAAGGAGCCCAGGAGGAUACAGCUGGGCAUGCUCAUGAUACUAGUGGCGUUGUGGCGACUUGUAAACGCCUAGGCAUUGAGUUUCUGGGAGAUGUUCCGCUGGAUGCUAGGGUGUGUGAAGACGCUGAUCGGGGUGUUCCCACCGUCGUUGCCGAAGAGAGCGAUGAUAGGAGCGUGCGACGGAGUGCAUUCAUGAGUAUCGCUGAAAAAGUUGCUAGGAAGGUUGGACUGGAAUGGAAAUGA
Messenger RNA from Coccidioides posadasii C735 delta SOWgp, 1095 nucleotides. Lineage: Eukaryota; Fungi; Ascomycota; Eurotiomycetes; Onygenales; Onygenaceae. The record is from RefSeq and is a predicted model, not a curated record.